This is a messenger RNA of Panicum virgatum (switchgrass), 571 nucleotides long. RefSeq lists its product as uncharacterized. The record is from RefSeq and is a predicted model, not a curated record. The coding region runs from base 15 to 464 and encodes 149 amino acids. The transcript has 2 exons. Lineage: Eukaryota; Viridiplantae; Streptophyta; Magnoliopsida; Poales; Poaceae.
ACACCGAGAGCCAUAUGGUGGUCGUUUCUUCUUUGGCACUGCUACUUGUGCUCUUGUCCUGUUCUUCUUCUCCAACUGUCCGUGCAGCAGCAGCUGAUGAACACGAGUACACACUCGUGGCGAUCAGCUCGCUGAAACCGAAAGCUUCCCGCUCCGGACACAGGGUGUCUCCACCCCAGAACCGCACGUGGGCGCCGCUGAGCCUCUCGCAUGGCUCCUGUUCACCGUCGUCGUCGUCAGGCCGCCGCCGCGGCGCUAAGCCGUCCAUGGCCGAGCUGCUCCGGCAGGACCGGCUCCGCGUGGAGGACAUCCAGAUGAGGCUAUCUGACGAUGCCGACGAGAAGAAGGUUAAGAAGCAUAAGGCGCGAAGCAGCACGACCGACUUGAACAUGCCUAUGAACCAGCAGCCCGCCAUAAGUCCCAACUGGGGCACACAAGGGAGAUCCACGGUAGGAAACCAAUAAUCCAACCGAAUUCGAUUCAAUUAUUCGACCAUUUUCGAUCAGUUGAUUUGGCCACCACAUUUCGAUCCCUAACUGAUAACAAACCGGGACCAGCAGCAAGGCUCCCC